This is a messenger RNA of Phalacrocorax carbo (great cormorant), 11012 nucleotides long. The record is from RefSeq and is a predicted model, not a curated record. NCBI's taxonomy places the organism in Eukaryota, Metazoa, Chordata, Aves, Suliformes, Phalacrocoracidae.
CGGAGCAGGGGAGGGGAAGAGCACCCGGGAUCCUUUUGCUGCGAUGCUGCGUGCCGUGGCGGCGGAGAGGGAUGCAGGCGUCUUUGUAGGGAGAGCAGCGCCGAACAGAGAUGCUGCCGAGAAGCCGAGCAGGCCCCUGAUGCUGAUGUUGUCAUCCGUGUCUCUGUUAUGUAUUAUUUCCAGCUGAUUGGUAAAGAUGGAAAGAGGGAGAGGAGGAGGAGGAGGAGGAGGAGGAAGGAACCUGGGAGGCUCUGGCCUGCACAGGAGCAUUUAUUCCCAGUCCCAGCAGCAGUACCAUUACCCGGCCUCCUCCCAGGGGGGCUGCAUGGAGAUCCAGGAGCUGGCCUCCAAGAGGGUGGACAUCCAGAAAAAGCGAUUUUAUCUGGAUGUGAAGCAGAGCUCCCGAGGCCGCUUCCUGAAGAUCGCUGAGGUCUGGAUAGGAAGAGGCAGGCAGGACAAUAUCAGAAAAAGCAAGCUGACCCUCUCCUUGUCCGUGGCUGCCGAGCUGAAGGACUGCCUGGGAGACUUCAUCGAGCACUACGCCCACCUGGGCCUGAAAAGCGGCCACGGACACCGGCACGAGCACAGCAAUGGCAAAGAGCAGCAUCCCCGGAGGCGACAGCAGCACCCGCCGCCUUCGCCUCCGGUGUCUGUCGGCUCCGAAGAGCACCCUCACAGCGUCCUCAAAACGGAGUACAUCGAGAGGGACAACAGAAAGUAUUACCUGGACCUGAAGGAGAAUCAGCGGGGGCGCUUCUUGCGGAUUAGGCAAACCAUGAGUAGGGGACCUGGCAUCAUGGGUUAUUUUGGCCACAGCUUGGGACAGGAGCAGACAAUCGUCCUUCCGGCACAAGGGAUGAUUGAGUUCAGGGAUGCUUUGGUCCAGCUGAUUGAAGAAUACGGCGAAGGGGACAUUGAGGAUCGCCAGGGGGGAGGCGACGAGCCCCCGGAGCUCCCCGAAGGCACCUCCUUCCGAGUGGACAACAAGCGCUUCUACUUUGACGUGGGAUCCAACAGACAACCCGCAGCCUCACAAGGUUUCAACAGCAGCGCAUGGUUUCUGAAAGCUUCUUGCCGUUUCCAAGAUGAUCCAAGAACGGGAAGGGACUGCAAUUCCGAACCUGGCAAAGAUGCAGUCGCUUUGCUGGCUAACCUAUUACGGAGCAGGUGUCACCCCCGAAGUAUUUCUGCAAGCCCCCCGAAAGAGGAGCAGAAAGCUAGAGGAGCAAGCUCUUGAGACAUGAGCCAAGAGGUAAGAGUGAAGGCUGAGCCACAGCUUGGACUUUGCAGGCUGUUUUGGAGAGCACGACGGCUCUCUGGGGUGGACUGAUCUACCACCCCCGUUGUUUGUCUCUGAACCUCCUCCUGAGAUGAUCUCUGAAGUGCCCUCCUGCAAAGAGGUGCAGCCUCUUCAGCCCCUCUGUGGCACCAGAGGAGAAAGAGAAAGCACUAAUUGGAAGAUCUUCUUAACUUCCUCACCUUCUCAGGCUCUCCACAAAGUGAAGUUCCUCCUCCUCCUCCAUACUGCAGGCCUUGAGCUGUUGCAAUAAGCCCUAGAGCUGCCCUCUGUGGUUGUUCAAAACUAUGCCGACCUCUUCCUCUCAGUGAGGCUGAAGAUGCUGUGCAGAAGAGAACAAACAAGAGGCUAAGACAUGGGUCUUUUUCACUUGCCUCAGCCUAAACACCAGCCUCCUCCGGGCUUUCAGUGUUCCAAGAGCUUCCCACCCUUCUAGGCAAGGAGUUUGUUUUCUGGAAGAAGAAAAUCAGUAGUUUUGUGCUAGCAAUAGCUGGAGUCCUCUUGUACUAGGAAAGGCAUUUUCUCCCUCUCCUUUGCAUUUUGUAUGAACGCAGAAACUAAUGUGGAAUGAGAGUUGUAAUAUCGGGAAAGGGGAGAUCAGAACAGAAUGUUCCCCUGGAAAGGGUUUGAUGCAAUUUGAAGCUGCGUGUAGAAGAUUGGCUGAAAGGUAAACUGAUUUGGGCUAAAAAAGCUGGUGCUGUUAAACUGUGUUAGUGAUUCUUUAGCAGAUGGUCCAAAAUAGCUUUUUUCAUGACCUCUGACCUCUACGGAAGAUAAUCAUAUUUUUGAUCUUAGACUGAAGGUGCAAUUUGUGCUGGAAGAAACUUACGUUCUUUAGAAACCAUCUCAGGGUGGCAUUUACUGUCGAAAACAUUGCAUGGAAACUUAAAGAAAACAAACCAAAAAUCACACAUCUGAAUCAACCCUGGGUGAGCGUUUGCAGAGCAUUGUGGCUGAGCUAGCCAACCACGCUGAAUUGUGGUUAUACAGGCGUUGUGAUCCACCUUUCUGCCUUCAUGGCGACACAAAACCUCUAAUAAACACCCGUGUACUGCGAGAAGGGGUUGCGAUUAGACGAGCAAGGAUCCUGCUUGGCACGCAGGCUCGAUCCAUUGACUGUAUGGGUGUCGUCCCCCCAGGCGAAAGCGGUCCCCUCCAGUCUUCCCCUGUUGCGUCGGUGUUGUGGCGCCCGUACAAGGUGGUAGGUGCUGAAGUGGGUGUUGAGUCGGAGGGGUGCGUUUCGAGGGCAGUAAUUGGUCGCCAGCGGUUGUCUAGGAUGUUGUGGCUUUUUGUACAGCAGAAAAAAUGAUUUCUGGUUGAGUUUCAAGCUAGGGGACUGUUUUCUGCCAAGCUACCCACCCCCGCCGUUUCAACAGUACGUUAUCCUCUUUUUCUUUCCACUGGUCCUCUUAUGCACCACUCAACAGCUGCUGCAUUUAGUCCCAGAAGCUGUAGUUGGUAGCGAGCAAAGUGAUCUCCAUAUAACCUCUCUGUUACUCAUAAAUGUGCAUUAUGAAGCUUAACCAAUGGUAAUAAAACGUUUUGCUUUCAACAUGUGGUCCCUGCGGUCCAAUGUUCCCAUCUUCAGGCACCAUCAUUACAGCAGGGCAAUGUAUUGCAGUUAUUCGGUUGCCCCCUAGGAACGUGCCUCAUAAUGUUGGAUGCAGGGAUCAUCGAUGGCUAGCAGUGCAUGUGGAUACCCGGCGAGGAGAGAUGGAGAACACCGAGCAGAGCAGUAGCGAGUCGGUGGUGGUGGCUUCCCCAGGGAGAAGCAGGGUCGCAAGGUCCCUGUGAAUAAAUCUGCCACGUACAUGUUGCUCCCCUGGACACAUUUGAUUUUUGAUGAAGACUGUAUCUUGACAGUCAAGGGAAAAAUGCUGCAGCGGGAGGACUAGCUGAGGCACUUGGUGUCUUGCUUGGCUGUGACCCAAAGGUGCAGACCCAUGGCUCCAUGAGGUAGUCACGCAGCGCGAUCUCAUGUUAGAGCCUCUUCAGAGACCACAGUGGUACAUUGGGGAACAGAAAUAGAUUGCAUGCCUGAUACUUGGUGUUUUUCUCAUCCCUUUCACAUCUGCUCUGCAGGUUCAUGGUUUUAUACAUUGGGUUUUUCUUUCCUGCAUACAAAAAAGGGUAUUUUUAUGUCGUCCUGCACGAUGGAUAUUUUUGCGCAGGGGGGAAAAAAAGAGGCUUCUUGUCCACGUUUAAGUAACCACACAAAAUGCAGUAAGUCUGCAUUUGGGAUUUCAUUUUGGUUUACACAUCACUGAUGCUUUUAUUGAAAGCAUCUUCUCACGUAUAAAAAAAUUUAAAGGUCGUAUGAUUUUCCUUCUCAAAACCGAAAGCAGGGAUCUCCAAGCGUCAUUUCUGUGCUGCGGUGGGUUGGAUUAGCCCUACAGCUGGUAUUUGUUGUACAGGAUGCGUUUGCUCAUACUUGAAGUUUAUCGUGUUUAGUUUCAAAGCAGAAUUUCCCAGGCAGAGCACUCCCAGAGCGGUAGCAGUACAUAUCUGAAUAUAUAGCUUUUCCAGGCAACGAUAGCACAGCCUUUUUCUGGAGACUGCCAUUUUGUAAAUAAGCCUCUUCUUGAGCAGCAUGGCUGGGACUACGGAAGAUGGAUGAUUAUUUCUUCCCGGAAUCGGUCUUCUGCUGCAGGAUCUGGUUUUUGUUGCGAUAAUUAGCAUAGAAUUAAAAAUGGCCCUGCAUCUUCCGUUCACAUUACACCUCUGAUACCGACUGAUCGGGGGUUGCAUUUUCCUCGGCAAUAGGCUGUGUCUGGGAAUCACUUUGUUCACUGCUGAAAAUCAGCAUUUAAUUGUGGUGCACAGAUAUUUGCAGGCUUCGACACAGCAAAAGACUCCGCCUCCAAAAAUAAAGCAUUGCUCCUAAUAAACUUUCAGAUGAUUUGUGUUUUGGAGACUGGAAAAGUUGCCAAGAAUAUUUAGAAUAAAAUCUAGCGCUCCAGCCGAAGCAGGAUUUUACAAAUGCCUUUAAAAUCCAGAGCUCGGGCUGAAGGUGAGGUCAUGGGCUAGCACGCAGCCUUUUCUCCCAGAAAAUCUGUAAUAGCUUUUAUUUUUAAAGACUUAACAGGGUUGCCAGUCCAGGUGGAGGCAAAAUUGCAAGGGCUCUCAGUGUGGACAGUGGUGUGACCUUAGGACAAACUAAAGCAGCAAAAACACAAGGCAAUGUGAAAACUUCCUUGUGAGAGCAGCGCAGGAAAUUACUGUAGAAUUUGAUGCAGUGUCCUAGCAUUAGAUUUAUUAUCCUCUGCCAAAAGUCCUUACAAUCGGAAGACAGGAAAGAACAUGUUAUUAAAAGACCUGGAAAAUGAGCAAGUUUGGUACGGGAGUUUUCACGCUGGUAAGUUUUCCGUGCGUACAAUGUUUGGGUUUGGUCUCAACGUUGAGGUCAACGGUACUUAAACCAAAAGUUAUCCCAGGACCUACGUAUGGGAAAUGGUGAUAUAUGCCAGACUUGCAAGAUCAGGCUUGAAUACAGCCCUGCAAGAUGCUUCUUUGCCCAUCAUAAUGCUCAGCGAUUGCUUUUAAUCCCGCAAGGCUCCACCACCAAUUACGAUAAAGCCGUGGUGUGCAGCCUGGCCCACUUCUCCCCCAUAGCGCUUGCUCUUCUACGCCGAUGGACUUGUUCCUCGCUGGGUGGCAGGGUCGUGGCCACUACACGCGCUUGCCUCCUUUCCCCAGACCUUGCUGGCUUUGGCAGCAAGGCUGGAUGUAUCACUUGAGCAGUUUUCUUCUCUGGACUGUGGGUUGAGAUAGUUGCGUUUCCCCACCUUACGCCUGCCGAAAUCACAAGCCCUCCUCACUGCGGGGCACCGCCAACCUCACACUGGCCUUCUCCAGCUCCCACGUCUUUUCCAGGUUCCUUUCUUCCCAGCUGUAUGUCCGCAAAAGGUGGAUCCACAUCCGUAGCCCCUGGAUGCGCGGCCUUGCUUUUUGCUUGUUUAAAUACAGGUCUUUGUGGCAGUAGUGGAAAUAAGUGACCUGGCUUUGUAACUCUUUUUUUCCCCCUUGGGGUGUUUGUGUUAUCUGCUUCUGAAAAACCAUCUCUCUAGUGCGUGCUCUCUGAUGAGGAAAAUGCCUGCAGCUAUACUGAAGCACACCCAACAUACCCUGCCAACUCCAGCAAGCCAACACUUUUGUUUUAAGAAGAGCUUUCUUUCCCCAUAAAAAGAUUCGUAACCAUCCCGGUCGCACCAGAUGCUGGACAGCCAGAUGUUGCCUUGUACAACACUUGGGAGAGCCGACGGCCAUGCACGCAGGGGCCACUUGUGCUAUUCAGUGACCUUUUGGGGUCCUUACUGAAACACAGUGAGAAUCGAAGGUCUGGUUUCCCCUUUUUCAUUUGCCGCUUUCGUUUCGGGAGAAAACACCCUGUUUUCGCAAGCGCUGAGCUCCCGAGGUGAGGGGACGGAAGGGCACUGCUGGAGCCUGUCCCAGCUUGGUAGGAGCCGCUUCCAGCCCAGGGUAAGGUCUGGGACCAACGCAGACCUUAGCAGGGAGGUUUCCUGCACCGUUUCCAGCGAGCGGAGUCGUUGCUCUUCCAGCAUGAAUAUAAAGGUAGGAUUGGGCUUGCUGCUUGAUGUGAGGGAAUAAAAAGGCAGAUGUCAGUGGCUGGAAUAGGCGAUGGGCCGGUCGGAGGGAAGCGUGUGCUUCAAGAGAGAAAGGGGAAGAGCCUGACGUCCGUCGGGAUGAAUCCUCCUUUUCCAGCCUCUUUCCAGGAGCAUGCUGAUUCUAAGUCCUUCUCUGGAGCAUUUUCCUUCAUGAAAAUGAAGACAGGACAUAAGGAACAUCAGUGUUUACUAGACCACCUUCAUUGUCUUGUUCUUGCAUUAAUUGUCCUUUGACUGGUAGGGUGGUUAAGAGAAAAAAGCCGGCUUAAUGCAUGGUCAGAAAGCUAAAAAGAAAAACAAACAAAGAAGCAAACCAGAAAUAAAUAGGUAAAUAGGCUAACUGUAAGAUAGCGUGUAAAAGGAGGCAGUCUGCGGCGCGACUCCUCUGUAAAGUGCAUGAUAAGCAUCGGCGAAGCUUGUUGCAGACACUGUGCAGGCUUUCCAGGGUUGCUUUUGCUAGACUUUGAGUAUCAUAGUUGCAAAGACUCGUAAAUGUUCCGAGAGACUCUUGGUUUUGGGGUGGGUUUAUUUUUUUCGUGAGCAGUGACCACUUGCUUUCUGAAUGGGCUUGUAGUGAUGGAGUUAAUGGAGCUGUUCUUUAUCGUAACCUACAAGGUGUCAGUCGUUUGCUCGUAUGUGUUCACAAGCUGAGCCGUAGCAUUAUGCAUCUCUCCGCAAUGGUGUGAUUUGAAGCACUUUUGGUGUGGCAUGUGCAGUUUGCAGUGCUGUCUCUUUUUAAUUUCACCCCUAGCUAUCCCCCGCGUUCUACCCGUGUUUCGGACACUGAACCAAACCAACUUUGAAACUAGCACUUUAAGUACUAGUAGUCACUUUGCUUAUGACUAUAUUGAGCACUGCACUUUUGUAAGUACUAUUAGCACUGAGUUCUGAACUCUUUAUUUUCCCCAGUCUAUUUUUAGCCUCUUAGGCGCAGUGUUAAUUCCUUAGGGGCCAUCAGAAGAUAAUUUAGAGGUGUAUGUGACCACUGUCCGGUGCCUGACUUCCAUUACAUAUCUGUUAGCGAUUUUAUAAAUUAGGGAACUAAACCCAUCCGAGCUUGUUUUACACAACAGAACGAACAUCUGAAUCACUGACAGAAGUGAUUUAGAUGUGGUUGUUGUAAACUUUGAGGUCACCCGGAGACCUAAGCGCAUGGCUUUUAAAAACACCAAAGAUACAGGAGAAGUCUCAAAAGGGAUCGGGAUGGUGCAAGAUUAUCUAAUUUACACUUGGAAUUGAGCGGACCGCAGGACGCGAAGCAGACCCGGAGUGAGAAACGUAGGGCAGAUGCUCUUGGUUUCGGUACGAGACCCCGGUCUGCGUUAGCAGGGGGAGUCCAUGGGACAGCGAAGUUAAAACCAGUCUGAGAUGCUGGUAUCAAUAAAGACUGCACUCAAGCCAUUGCAAUAAAAGCCGUCAUUGUGCCUGUACUGAAAGUGCUGUUGAGAUUGAUUGUGGGCUUAAACUACAAAAGGUAUUUUUAAGUAAAAAGACUUCCAGAUUAUUUAGAAGAUGGAGCAUAAUAACCACGGGGUUUGCUGUUGAAUAUGAAAAGCGGUGUUAGGAGUUGAUGAGGUCUCGCGUUAGGAGGCAAUUCAGAUGUGCAUCGCUAUUCUUGUUAAAUUCCUGUGGUAUUUCAGUAUGGACGGUCGGGGACCAGAGCUCCCUUGCCAGCAAGAAAUCGGUAGGGUAGAGUCUGUAAUAAACAUAGUCAUAAAUCUCCAGGAUUUGAAAUGGGAUGAUGAACCCUGGAAUGCAGAAUAAUCUGGGUUUCGAUGUCCCAAACCAUCCACUCUCAACCAGCUGAUGGUGUUUUGCUUCACUAAAAGCCCUCGCGGGUUUUCCAUAGCAGCAAAUAAAUCACGGUGGACGCGAGAGUGCUGCGUUUCCUUUAUGGUGGGGCACCCGCGCUUGGGUCUCCUGCUCAUCCUCGUUGAUGAGCCGAUAGUUGAUCCAAGUCCUUCUCUGGCAAUACGGCUUGAUGGGAGUUUCUCCCUGGUGACACUUGAUGGAUAAACCCUGCUGUUACAGCAUGCUCAGUUUGCACAGAGAGGAGUGAAUUAGGUCUUCUCCUUCACUGCUAGAAGCAGACAUGAUGGAAAUAACCUUCAGCAGCCAAAAAAGUAGUGGUAUUGGGUUUGCUUGUUGCAGCAGAUGAAGUAUUUUCCCUGACCAGCUCCAGCUUUGAUGGCUGGUUUUGCUUGGGCUCAAUUCAAGCUUCCUUCUUCAAUAGACCUUCAUGGAUUUGGGUGUUCAGUGGGAACCGAAGGUAGUUAAAACCCACAAACCUUGAGCAGCCCCAAGUAUUAUGCUCUUAUAUCCUCUAUUGUUGGAUUUAAAAAAUGGAAAUGUAAAUAGAAUCCAGAUUUUUGUUGUUUGUUUUUUUUUUUUUGUCUUUCUCCCCCCAGCCAAAUUAACCCUGCAAAUCUAGCUUUAAAGAAAUAGCGCCUGGCAAUGAUGCUGCUAUAUCUAAGCCCCCCAAAAUGAUGGCGGCCGAGGGGACAGCCUCUUCAGAAAGUACCUUGGUGACUCAGAGCCUACAUCCCGCUCGCUGUCACGAGGAUAUAGGCGAAUCCCUUGGAAAAUUCACCCCCUGCAGCGAGCUCACAGGUCUCGAGUCCUUGGAAAUUAAGCUCCUGAGAAAGCGGGGUGUGGAGCAGGUCGUGUUUUUUUUUUCUUAUUUUCCCCCAAAGGUGUAGUUUUUUUGCCCCUUGGAGUUGGCAUCUCGUCCUUUGGGAAGGUAAAAGUAAGAGUUUUCUCCUGCACGGCACACGUGAGGCCCGAAUGCAAAGCCUAGCACAGCACCUCUCGCUUUGGAAGGACCUUUUAGGUGGAAAAAAAAGCUCAUGUAGGGAUUUUUAGUUGUUUGGGUUUUAAGAUAGCUCAUGGGAAGCGCAUUGUAACAACACACAGGCGAUGUUUUACCGACCUUUUCUUUUUCUCCAAGAGAGACUUUUUAAUUUGCUUUAAUAAUUUAGAGUUCGUUUCCUUGAAAGUCUUUCUGGACCCAUGAAAAUGCCCUUGAAAUGAAUCAAGUUUAUCAAAACAAAUUGUGCAUUGCAGGAAGCAGUCUCAAAAUGCACACACACCCGUGCACCCAUCCACGUGUACGUGCAUGUGUGUAUGGGUGCGUAUACGUAUAGAUAGAUAUAUUUUUUCCCCAACUGUUCCUUUUUUGGGGGGGCUUGGUUUGGUUUUUUGGGGUUUGUUUUCCCCCCACCCCCCCGGAUAUUAACCAAAAGGUGUUUUAAAGUCAUGGCAUGAAAACUCCUAAAUGUAAAUCUGAGUACCUUGUGAUGCUAAUUAACAGGUUCUUCUGAAACUUUAUGUGAUGCUUAAUAUUUUUCUUAGGAAUUUUUGUUUAAUGUUAGAUCAUUGUUCUGGAGGAUGUUGGUCCUACUGGCAUUAAACUAAUGGAAAUAAAAUGCAUGUGUUACAAGUGUAGAAACGGUGAAGAAUUAAGUGUGAACUUACUGUACGAUACUGAUUCUGUCUUCAAACAAUCUGUUUUGCUGUUCAAUAGUUGACAUAUGGAAAUGCCAAUGUACUGUAAUUUAGCACUUUUCCAAUGGACCCUGUUCUCACUACACCCGAGGGAAGAAGCGGGUUUGGCUUUUGGGCCGUCCGGGCUCGACCUCUGCUCCCUUUCUGCGUGUUUUGGCACCAGAAUUGGCCGGGGGGAACUCAAAUUUGAGGUUUUCUCAUCGGUUCGGCGGCUGGCGCGGGGCAGAGGGGCGGUGGCUCUCUUGUUUCCCUAGCCAAACCGGGGCAAUUUGGGUGAAGGCCUUGAUGCGGGUGGAUGAGCUGGCAGCAUCCUGGUCCCCCAGCGCAUCCCCCUGGGAAGCCAGGCUGGGGACGGGCUGCCCGAGCUGGGGUGGGACAGACGCACGUCUGAAAGGCAGCCGAAGCAAUCCGUGGACCCUGAAAUGAAAAGGCAGAAGGGUUAAACUACCAGCCACCUCCCUCCGGCCCAAAGCCUCCUUUCCUAGUGUUAACAGGGUGCAAAGUGUUACUUGUCAUGUACUGUACUGAAAGGGUUAAUUGAUCAGUGACUGUAUUGUACUGUAUGAAAACUCAUGAAUUGCCUUGUAUUGUUUCUAAUGGACUGUACCAUGUCCCCCCACCGCCCGUUCCCAGCCUUGUCCCCCGGUUUUCCAAAUGACGCAUGUUAUCAGUUAGGUCCUCCAAACUCUCUGGUGCUAACUCUUCCGUAUCUGAUGGUGCUUCUGCGGACGCUAACUGACGACAUGCCGACCCAGAGCUUGAAGUUCACAACGUCUUUCUUGUCUGUUUGUAUGAAGUCGACACACACACACACACACACACGCGCGCGUGCGAUCACUAAAAAAAGAGAAGGAAAAAAAAAAGAAUUAUAAACUUGAAUUUGUUUCAAAGCAUCAUUGACAAUCUAAUGUUUUCUAUGUCUGCUUUUAUUUGGGAUGGCUUUUCUAGAAAGCAGCGCGCCAGCACCUUCGCGCCGGGAGGGGAUUUCGUCCCGUUCGCGCCGCGGCAGCUCCUCUGACAACCGAGGUAAGCCGCUCCCUCGCUGGCUUUUCAGGCUGUCGGCCACGGGAGGUCGAUCUGUCAGGAGCCAGCCGGGAAGAGGAGAUGCAGGUGCCUUCAAAGAUGCCCGACCCUAAAAAGCUGCCGAUAUCCCCCUGACCACCCCGCCCGUACGUAGGUGGGCGCGGAGGGUCUCGGAGGGGAUGAACCUGCCCCUUGCUUUGUAGCAAAAAUUGGGUUUUUAUGGGAACGGAGGCAGAAAAUUGGAGUCAAGGGGAGCCGGAGCUCCCAAAGGCACCUCCGUCUCCUCCCGGCAUCGCUCAUCUCUGCUGGCAGAGGAGCCGCCUCCCAAGCCUGAGGUUUUGCAGGUGACGCACACCUCGGAUGGCGUGAACAGACCCAUCCCCUCCCAACCCCCCACCCCGACGCGAGCUGCUUUUUGGACAAAAUAAAAUCUGACUAUAUUUUAUAUCGAUUUGAAAACAAAGUCUGAUAUUUACCCCUGUUCUCAACUGAAUUUGCAUAUUGUUGUUUGCCACGAUAUUUGUUCUGUCUGAAAAUAAAUUUGCUUACUUGUGUAGUCUUAA